Molecule: messenger RNA, 1876 nt
Organism: Cercocebus atys (sooty mangabey)
Lineage: Eukaryota; Metazoa; Chordata; Mammalia; Primates; Cercopithecidae
Gene: C5AR2
Product: complement component 5a receptor 2
Exons: 3
Coding region: 782-1795 (337 amino acids)
Biological process (GO): complement receptor mediated signaling pathway; chemotaxis; positive regulation of cytosolic calcium ion concentration
Cellular component (GO): plasma membrane
Molecular function (GO): G protein-coupled receptor activity; complement component C5a receptor activity
Source: RefSeq, a predicted model, not a curated record
AAAAUCGAGGCCCAAGAAAGGAGCUGUUUGUGCUUUUUCUACCACUGAGGCCGUGGGCCCUGCGCUCAACUGCAGCGGUCUUUCUGUGGAGAAUGUGACCCCAGGCUGCUUUCCUCAGAGCCAAGGAGGACGGAGGGACGUUUGUCUGUCCUGAGGCUGCAGGAGGGAGGGGUUGAGCACAGUAAGAGAGGCCUGGAGGUGGCUGGGGGCAGCUGGCAUGUUGCGGGGAAAACGAAAUCCAGGCCAAGACCUCUAAGGGGUUGAAGAGCAAACCGCGUGCAGGUCUGGCUUCCGGGAAGCUGGGACUUCCAGACUAGGGUUGGGGACUUGGGAUCAGCCCUCCACCCACGAGCCCUCUCUAGCCCUGCCAGCCGCCCCGUAAUUUUGUGUUCUGAGUCAUGGGAAGAAGACAGGACAAACACACCCUGAGAGUGAGACGAGGCCACUCCUAGUUUGUACUGCUUAUAAAGAUUUACUGGGACCAGUGAGGUGGCAGUGAUCAGAAGCGUCCGGCAGGAGCUUCUGGCAAACAGGACGGAUUUCCAGGACUCUACCAGCUGCCAGACACGGCAGGGAGAGACCCCAGACCUCCUGGGUCCUGGCUGUGGGCCCAGAUUGCGCUCCCAAGUGGCGUUUGACUCACGUGGGGACCCUCUUGGAAGAGACGGGUGAACACUCUAUGAUGUGUUUAUCCAUUCUGCUGUGAGUGGCCAUUUGACGGUUUCUCAUCUCGGGCUGCUGUGAAUAUUCCGGCACGUGUGUUCUGACACCAGGAGCCUGAAUGGGGAACGAUUCUAUCAGCUACGAGUAUGGGGAUUACAGCGACCUCUUGGACCUCCCUGUGGACUGCCUGGAUGGCGCCUGCCUGGCCACCAACACGCUGCGCAUGGCCCCGCUCCCGCUGUAUGCUGCCAUCUUCCUGGUGGGGGUGCCGGGCAAUGCCAUGGUGGCCUGGGUGGCUGGGAAGGAGGCCCGCCGGAGGGUGGGUGCCACCUGGUUGCUCCACCUGGCCGUGGCGGAUUUGCUGUGCUGUUUGUCUCUGCCCAUCCUGGCAGUGCCCAUUGCCCAUGGGGGCCACUGGCCAUAUGGGGAAGUGGGCUGUCGGGUGCUGCCCUCCGUCAUCCUGCUGACCAUGUAUGCCAGCGUCCUGCUCCUGGCAGCUCUCAGUGCCGACCUCUGCUUUCUGGCUCUCGGGCCUGCCUGGUGGUCGAAGGUUCAGCGGGCGUGCGGGGUGCAGGUGGCCUGCGGGGCAGCCUGGACGCUGGCCUUGCUGCUCACCGUGCCCUCCGCCAUCUACCGCCGGCUGCACCAGGAGCACUUCCCCGCCCGGCUGCAGUGUGUGGUGGACUACGGUGGCUCCUCCAGCACCGAGAACGCAGUGACCGCCGUCCGGUUUCUUUUUGGCUUCCUGGGGCCCCUGGUGGUCGUGGCCAGCUGCCACGGUGCCCUCCUGUGCUGGGCAGCCCGACACCGCUGGCCACUGGGCAUGGCCAUUGUGGUGGGGUUUUUUGUCUGCUGGACGCCCUACCACCUGUUGGGGCUGGUGCUCACUGUGGCAGCCCCGAACUCCGCACUCCUGGCCAGGGCCCUGAGGGCUGAACCCCUCGUCGUGGGCCUUGCCCUCGCUCACAGCUGCCUCAAUCCAAUGCUUUUCCUGUAUUUCGGGAGGGCUCAACUCCGCCGGUCACUGCCAGCUGCCUGUCACUGGGCCCUGAGGGAGUCCCAGGGCAGGGAAGAAAGUGUGGACAGCAAGAAAUCCACCAGCCAUGAACUGGUCUCGGAGAUGGAGGUGUAGGCUGGAGAGACACUGUGGAUGUGUAUCUUCCUAUCCCAUUUCACAAGACUGGCUUCAGGCAUAGCUGGAUCCAGGAGCUCA